Molecule: messenger RNA, 1077 nt
Organism: Cyclocybe aegerita
Lineage: Eukaryota; Fungi; Basidiomycota; Agaricomycetes; Agaricales; Hemipholiotaceae
Source: the annotation of a GenBank genome assembly
AUGAACGCAUCGCCUUUCUUGAACGAGUCUUCGCCAACGCGGCCCACGUCCUUCGUGCUUCCUGAUCUCGUCUCGCACUGCAAGUUCCCGCUUUCUUAUCAUCCCAACGGGGACGAGAUCGCGCAGGAGUCUGUUGAUUGGCUCGAUAGUAGCUGCCCAGACCUGACCGCGAAACAGCGGCGUGCGCUUCGUGUCCUGCAGUCGGGCGAACUCACAGCCUACUGCUAUAACCAGGCGACCUCCCCAGAACGCCUACGCGUCGUGUCCGACUUUCUGACAUACCUCUUUCAUUUGGACAACAUCAGCGAUGGAAUGAUGACGCGCGAGACGGAUGUGCUCGCAGACGUCGUCAUGAAUGCGUUUUGGUUCACCGAUAAGUAUAUGCCGACUCGGGGCCCCGGAAAGGAACAGCUGGACGAAGAGCUUAAUCCUGGCAAACUGGCACGAGAUUUCUGGUCGCGGGCUAUUGCAGACUGUGGAGUUGGAGUGCAAGCCCGGUUCAAAGAAACAAUGGGACUGUUCUUUGAAGCCGUCAACAUCCAGGCUAGAAUGCGAGAUGAAGACACCAUACCGGACUUGGAGUCGUAUAUCGAUGUCCGGAGAGACACGUCAGGGUGCAAACCAUCUUGGGUGCUAAUCGAAUAUGCACUCGGAAUUGAUCUUCCGGACCAUGUCGUUGACCAUCCGAUAAUGCAAGCGCUAAACCAAGGUACUAAUGACCUUGUAACCUGGUCUAAUGACAUAUUCUCUUAUAACGUCGAACAAUCACGAGGCGACACGCAUAAUAUGAUUGUUAUUCUUAUGGAAUAUCAUGGUCAUACCCUGCAGAGUGCUGUUGAUUAUGUUGGCGAGUUAUGCGCGCAAACCAUCGACACCUUUUGCGAAAACAAGGAACGUCUUCCGUCUUGGGGUCCCGAAAUCGACGAUAUGGUUGCUCGUUACGUUAAGGGUCUUCAGGACUGGAUUGUUGGUUCUUUGCAUUGGAGUUUUCAAACCCAACGGUAUUUCGGCAAAGACGGCUUAGACAUCAAGAAGCAUAGAUUUGUCAAGCUCUUACCUUUGGAAGCUGCAAAAUAA